UAGUCUAGUAUAAACGUAAUGCAGUUUAUACAAUGAUCCAUCAUUCCGCAUUCCACAUUUAGGGGGUCAGAAGGGGGCAUAUAAACAUCCGCGAAUUUUCUUUGCUUUAGCCUGCCUCACUAGCUUGACGACUUUAGAUUACUGACAGCUAACGUUACAUUCUUUCAGACCCUACCGGGGCCUCUUAAAACCGUGUGAACUACUAAUAAACAUGUUAGGAUAUGAAAUGUGUCUGCGUUGCACAAUGUCGUCGAGAUAUGCUCAUAGUUUUGACACACAGCCGAAAAACCCGCCCAGAGUUUGAUAGGAGGCAUCUCUCUGCAAGUGCGAGACAGUCCAGUUCAGAUCCUCUGCGACACACACCAGUCGUCAACAUGCUGAUUUCUGCUCUGGUUAAAGCUGAUCGUCUCGCAGCUCAGAUUGGUAGAAAAUAUGCGCCGUUUCAAGAAAUGAUUGCUCGAACCCUGAAGUCUCAAACAGGCGAUGUCGACUUGCAGAGCGCAAAUACAAUAACUGGGAGAUACAAAACAAAAGAUGAUCUACCGGGACCCAAUCUGGCAACAACUGUAUACUGGCUCUUUGUUAAAGGAUACGCGGAUAAAAGUCAUGCAAUGCAGGUGGAGCAUAAGCGUCUGUAUGGUCCAAUCUGGCGCUCACGCUUCGGCCCAUUUGAUGUGAUAAAUGUGGCUGGGGCUGAUCUGAUUGCACAGGUGAUCCGUCAAGAGGGCCGGUACCCAGUGCGGACCGAUCUGCCUCACUGGAGAGAGUACAGAGACAUGAGAGGACAAGCGUAUGGAAUCCAUGUGGACACAGGCCCUGAGUGGUACCGCAUUCGCAGUGCUCUGAACCCAAAGAUGCUGAAACUGAAGGAAGUCACAGCAUAUGCACCCAUCAUUCAUGAGGUUGUGUCUGAUCUCCUGCAGCGAUUGGAGCUUUUGCGCCUGCGCAGUCCUGACCAGAUCACCGUCAGCGACCUCGCCUCGGAGCUCUACAAGUUUGGCUUUGAGGGAAUCUCCUCUAUUCUGUUCGAAACGCGGUUAGGUUGCUUGCAGGAGGAGAUUCCAACAGACACCCUGCGGUUUAUUUCUGCUGUUAAUGAAAUGCUGGCUCUUUCUGAGACGGUUCUUUUCUUCCCUCGCUGGACUCGUCACAUCUUCCCCUUCUGGAAGCGCUUUGUCCAGGCGUGGGAUGAGUUGUAUGACGUAGCCCGACAUCUGAUUGACAAGAAGGUGAACGAGAUACGGGAUCAGGUGGCACGUGGAGAAGAGGUGGAGGGCAUGUAUCUCACCUACCUGUUAUCCAGCAAUAAACUCAGCUUAGGAGAGGUCUACAUCAGCCUCACUGAGCUCCUCCUGGGAGGAGUGGACACGACAUCUAACACUCUCUCUUGGACUUUGUACCACCUCGCUCGUAACCCAGAGAUACAGAAACGCCUCCACAAUGAGAUCGUUUCUGUGUGUCCGAAUAAAAAGGUGCCAAAUACAGACGACCUGACCAAGAUGCCCUACAUGAAGGCGGUCAUAAAAGAAAUCCUCAGGAUGUAUCCUGUUGUUCCUGGCAAUGGUCGCCUGACUGUGGAUUCAGACAUAGUUGUGGAUAAUUAUUGGUUCCCUAAGAAGACACAGUUCCAUCUCUGUCAUUACGCCGUCAGUCAUGACGAGAACAAUUUCCCAGAUGCGGAGCGCUUUGUUCCUGAGCGCUGGAUUCGAGACAGCCCUUCUCGCUCUCAGCAUCACCCCUACAGCUCUGUCCCGUUUGGGGUUGGUGUCCGGGCCUGUGUUGGGAAGAGGGUGGCAGAGCUAGAGAUGUACUUUGCCCUGAGUAGACUGAUGCAACAAUAUGAGGUCAGAACGAAGGCCGGAUCUCCAUCCAUCCAGCCCAAAACCAGAACACUGCUCAUUCCUUCCCAACCCAUCGACCUGCAGUUUAUCCCUCGCGCCUGACACCAGCAAAGCUCCACUGUACACGUUAAAGGGUUGAAGGGUUAGUUCACUCCCAGAAUGAAAACAUUGCACAUGAUUUUGCCAAGUACGAUGCGACCCUGGAUUAACAUCUCUGUUGAUCCUGGAACAAGUUUUGUUGAAAAAUGUAAUCUAUACCUAUUCCCUACCCAUAAACCUAAUCAUAACUGUAAAUUAUUCACAAAAUCAGAGGGGAGUAAUAGUUAGAAAACAAUCAUGUAGAAGUGCAUAAACCUAACCGUAAGACUAACAGUAAACGUAUCGACUAGUUCUGAUUGGCUGAUUGAGAUUGUUUCAGGAUCCACACAGAUGUUAAUCCAGGAACAUGUUCUACUUGAAAUCAGGUUGAUGUGAAAACGUUACAGGAUUUUUCUUCAUAUAGUGGACUUCUGUGGCGCUCAGUGUUAGUGCUGCAUGAGAUUGUAAAUGUAUGACAGUCCAAUAUUUUGCUUUUCUGCUAAAUAUAUAUUGUGAUAUGAAUGAAUGUUCACCAGAUAGGUUGAACAGCUCCAUUUGAAAAGGAUUUAUUCAUUUAGUUGUGAUUGUUCUGUAGGGGAGGGAAUCAUACAUAUAUAAUUAUAAUAAUUAUAUAAUAAA
Molecule: messenger RNA, 2558 nt
Organism: Danio rerio (zebrafish)
Lineage: Eukaryota; Metazoa; Chordata; Actinopteri; Cypriniformes; Danionidae
Source: RefSeq, a predicted model, not a curated record